Messenger RNA from Aspergillus calidoustus, 1301 nucleotides. The record is from the annotation of a GenBank genome assembly. NCBI's taxonomy places the organism in Eukaryota, Fungi, Ascomycota, Eurotiomycetes, Eurotiales, Aspergillaceae.
AUGGCAGACCAACCUACAGGUCAAGGACCCAGCCCCAUCCUCCCCGCCAAUGUCAGUCCCGUGGGGCCACCACCACAAAUCUAUACAGCACCAUUCAGACCAAUCGUCAUACCUCAAGUCUCCAAAUCCUCCCAAAGCACAAUAAUCACCCCCUUCCUCCGCGCCUACAGCGCCACACUCUCAUCCCCACCCUACGGCAUAACUCAAUCCGACUUCCUCACCUUCCUCGACGGCCUCAACGCCGUCUGGAUUGCGAACCCCGUGUUACAAGCGACGAGUAUCGCCGGCCAGGUCAUGGGAGUGAUCCACCCCGUCGAGAUCGCGGGGUUGGUUCUUGAGACUGUUUCCGAGGUCGCGAGCGAGGGGAGUUCGUACCUGCGCACGAGGAGGUAUCUGAAGAAGAUGAAUGCGGUGGUGUUUGAGCCAAGAGGGUUUCGCGUGCGGAUUUGCGGGUUUGAGGAUAUGUUGGAUACUAUCGGUGUUUCGGAGAGGUGGGUGAGGGGGUGCUUGGAGAUGAGGAAAAGCGCGGAUGAAGAGGCGGAUGUUACUCUCGAGAAACUUGAGCGGUUACUUGCAAGUGUGAAUGAGACCGGUGGGGAGAUAGUCCAUCCGCGACUACGGUUGCUUCACGCUCUGGAGGGGUAUGUGGCCCCACUGGACAGGGUGGAUAUGCCGGUGGACACGCAGCAGCAGUCGAGCGUACUGCGGCGCUUGCAUGCCUCGUAUGCUGCCAGGGAGGAACAGAAGCGGACGGAGGGACUAGAGAAGAAACAAAACGAAGGCAGGAAUCGUCAGGUGGCGAAAUACCGAGAAGCUAUUGAGGGGGUACAAAGGAAGAACAAGGAAAUCGCGAAAAUUCAAGAGAGGAUCACUGAAGCUGAAGGGAAGCGUGGAGAUGAUGAGAAAGCGUCAACGAAGAAGAUUGGCCGGCUUACAUCUGAGAUGGGCAAGGUCGAGAAGGAGAAGCAGAGAAAAGUAAAGGAAAAGCUGAGAGAUGCCGAGAAAGUGCUUGAAAAGCUGGAGCAGAAAGAAAUGGAGGAGACGAUGAAGAUCAAGUGGCUCGUCAUUUCUCGAAUUUGAAACAAUCGCGGCUGUCAGAGGGAUGGUUUUGAUGGAAUGAACACCCAGUCCUCGAUCAUGGCAUGAGUACCUCUCGCACGCAAUUUGUCCGGCCCAAAGUAUUGUCGAUCAUGUUUUCGGGGAACGUUCUCGUCCUGUGGCAUGUCCCUGAAGAAGCCACUGAACACAGCAACGCCAUUAUUCCACUACUCGACGAGCUUGAUUUGACGAGCGCUGGACAU